CCAUGACGGAUAUAGUAUCGGGCACCUGUUGACGUCACAUAUCCGGAAACAACACUAUUGAGCAUGGAUUCUAACGAAGAGGUGAUAUUUGAGGAUUACCUGUACAAGUUAAGUGAACCCAAAACUGGAAAAUUACAUUUGUUGGGUAAAUCAAAAUGGAAACAAAAAUAUUUCCAAGUUAAGAGAGUUGGAGAAAAACCUGCAUUGGAUUAUUUUAACAAGAAACCGAAGACAACCAGCACAACCCCCAAAGGGCGGAUAUGGCUGCAUCCAUCGUUCAGGAUCGAGAAACUUCCGAAUACCAAAAAUCGAGCUUUUGUGUUUGAAUUGACAACACCAGAAAAUCAAGUAUGUUUGUCGGCAGAGGAACAGAAAGCUAUGGACAUGUUUGUCUUCAUUCUCCAGAUACAAGCCCGUUUGCUGGAAAACAUCAAAGACGAUAUGAUCUUGGUCCAGCCAGAAAACUCAGAGGCGAUGCGGCGGAUGGGAGCGGUCAGCACAACCUGCAUCUUACAUGCCUCUCCCUGGGGCAUGACACUAGCAUUAAAGCAAUCACGAUGUAUCGUAGCACAGUGGCCGAUCAAGAGCAUCCGUUGUUACGAGUCAUCUGGGCGGGGCCUCCUCACCCUGGAGACAGCGCAUGGAUCUCCUGCAGAUGGCUCCAUGGGGGAGGGGAUCUAUCUGUUCCAGACCCAGCCAGGGGAUGACAGCAGCAUGUAUGAUCUCCUCGACAGAUACAUCAUGGAGACACUCGAUAGGUCAAAGAUAACACGGCGAGGCACUGACCAGGAAAUAGAGGACUACUUACAGGAGUUUGAUCGUAUGCAUACGCUGACCACAAUCAAGCCCUGCAAGCUGACCAUCCCUGGGGUCCCUCUGAUACUGCAGGAUAAUUGGAAUUAUACCAUGACAGGAGUGAGGAUCGAGCCCAACAACAACCCUGUCAUGAAUGGUGGCAUCUCUCACCGUGCUCAAGACUCCAGUAUUUCAUUAUCGUCUCUAGCUUCACGACAAUCAACCGGCUCAACAUCGAAACACUCACCACCAUUGAGCUCACAGAUGAGACAAGACACGCCAAUAUCUGCUGUCUCUGGAGAACCUCGACUGACGGGACGGCCCCCGGCCCCUCCCCCCAGACCUGUGAAGAUCCCUCACACAAACGGAGCUCUGGGACGACCUGUUCCCAGACCUAGGGUCACCAACUCCAACUCGCAUACAGACGGAUAUAUGGGUAUGACGUCCCCCAGUCCUUCCAAAUCGUUCGGCUCAAAUCCUCUUUCUCCAAAGUCCCCUGGAAUCCAGGAGUGGGAUCCUCCACCUUCGUUCAAUGAUGUGAUGAACUUCUCCAGCCCAAGGUUAAUGGGUUCCGAUUAUUUGAGCCCGGUUGCUAAUGACUCUCUGAAUGCGGAAACCAUUUUCAGAUCUGAAAUUAGUCCAAGGGUCAGUGGAUUGAGUACGGCUGGAUCUGAAACCAGUUACCGGAAUUCUGAUACCAGUUUCAAAGAUUCCUCCUAUACCAGCAGUCGGUCAUACUAUCUGUCUGCAGUGGCAGGCGACAGUUAUAACUCAUCUCCGGUGUCUGGAUUCGACCAGUCGCAGUAUGACAACGAUAAUGUUGACUCCAAAAUGACGAGCCAGGAGGUAAAAGACAUGAAGCAAGCGUCAGCAAGCUGUGAAGACCUCAGCGAUCACAUGAAGAUGCAGCUGUAUUACAAUGAUGGGUCGGACAAUGAGAACGAGAACGAUGAGGUCGACGAAAACAUGAAUCACGACAAACCACCGAUGCCAUUCACCAGACUGCAGGCAUUUCGCAACAGUGCAGACUGGGAUGCUAGAGACCGCAGCAAGUCUGUCGACUAUUAUAAUGUUCUUCGACCAGGGGCUCUGGUCGACCGGAGUCCAAGCCCAAGUGUUCGUCGGAUUCGGCGAUUAAUGGGAAAGGGCAACCAUGAGACUCUUCGCAAGUCUGUGUCCAAUCCAAAUUUUCUGAACGUGGCCAGCAAGGAAGUGCACAAUUAUAUGAAGUCAAAUGGUUAUAAACCAUCAUCUAGUCACAAUUCGCCCAAACUUGAAAGACAGUCUCGUUGUAAAAGUCGUUCUUUGGUUGAUCUUCUUCCAGGCGUAAUCAGACGACAUUUUAGUCACGAAAACAUUCAUCGCUCACGUAACGCAACACCUGUGCAUAGUCGGAGUACAACUCCAGAACGCAAUAACACCAAACAUGUUCGAGGAAAUAGUUUUGAAAAUACUGGUAAACCAGUGCUAAAUCGUCAAGAGAGUGCCAAGUCUUUUGAAGCCUCAGUCAAAAAUAUUAAAGUGACAGACAGAACAAGGUCGUUUAGGAAAGUGAAAAGUAUUGAAAAUGAGGUUGCUGGGAAUAAAGACAGUACUUCAGACAAAUUACCCCGUCGUGAGUUUUCUCGUAGAAAACCAGCACAUGUGCCUCUGACGGACAGACCGACAUCCCAGAAUCCCCAGCAUCGCCAUAGCGACAAUGGUCCCACCAUACAGACUGUGUCAGCUUCUUCUAGGAGAAAUCAAAACAUGGCGUAUGUGCCUGUUCACCAACUUAACCCUGUUUUCAGACAUGGCAGUCAAUCGAGUGCGUAACCAUGACAACCAUUUUGUAUUCAGACUGAUCUGUACAAACCACUUAAUAAUUAUGAUCUGUGCUAAAUGUCUACAUCUCUGUAUAUUUAUGUUCGUAAAUUUUGGUGACAAUUUCAGUAUUGGACAAAUCUGCUGACAAUUUUGUACACAAUAUGGCACAAUAUUUUUUAUGCAACUUUUAUAUUGUAUAUUUUCAUAAUCACAAUGAAAGGUUUUCUAAUCAAUCUGUCUAACCUGUAUUUACAUUUAUUCUGUUGAAAGGUUUUCUGAUCUAGGAUCUCAACUGUAAUGCAUGUUAUAUGUGCUACAUUUUUGCGAGUUAUAUUUAUAGUUGUGAACUUCAGCCAACAUUGUAUUUAACUGCAUCUGUAGAUAUUAAUUUUUUGACCGAGAAUAUUCAAUAAUCUUUUGUGGUUGUCACUAAUGAGUGUUUUGAGACAUUAGAAAUUAAGGGUUAUAAAGUGGUCUCAAUUAUGAAUUCAGCAAUGGAUAAAUGCUUUCAGCCAGUGGUUGCAAAUGUGGACCUGUUGUUGAAUAAUAUUUCAUAAUAUUUAGCUUCUGUUAUUCAAAUGCAGAUGAUGUCAAUAUAGGUCUUUUUCAUGUGUGAAUGUUUAAUAUUAUUUUCCUAUUGUCCCAUCCGAGUCUAAAUGUUUAUUAUACAGAUUUUUAUGAAGAAAUGGAUGAGUUUGGGUGCCUCCUGAACACUUACUUGCCAAUAUCGUUUGGUCAGCAUAAUAUAAAUAUGAUUGUUAUUUCUACAUUUAGAGUGCAUGUGUACUCUAUGAUCCUCCUCGGUUGUGUGAAUACUGCUCAGGCCUUCGGGGACCAUCUCAAAAGUUCUUGUGCAUUUAUUUGUGAAAGUGGUGUUAGUUCUUUUGAGAUGUGACCUCAGCAUCAGAUGUCUUCCAUGGUGACCAGUCUUCAAGGCAGCCUUGUGUUAUUGUGCUUGAGAUGUUGUUACUUGUGUUCAGACAUCUAGACUAGAAUAGUCAGAGUUAUCUGAAGAGGAUAUUUCCACAUUACAAGGGAGUUGAAAGUGCAUGCAAAUUAUAUUCUUAUAAAUGUCCCUAAACCAAUCAGAUGUAUGACAAAGACAAUAAUUGACCAAUCAGCAGAUCUUCUGUUCUCAGUUUCUGAUUGGUUGAUCUGCAGACAGUGUCACAGUACAUUAAACUCCAGGUACAUAGAUUGGAAAGGUAAUGCUUGUCUAAAUAACUGUCAAGGAUAAUUAUCACAAACUUUGUAAAUAUAACUUUUUUCAAUCCAUAUAGAAUUGUAUGAGAAUCUUUACAUUGUGUACAUCAGCUUUUAAUUUCCGCAUUUAAAAAUCUGUAAAAUGGUACACCUUAUGUAUACAUGUGUACAUGUCAGCGUUGGAAACCUUUCUCAAUUUUAUGCCAUUUGCUGUCCAGGUGUAGAUGAGUUGAUAAAAAGGUUUUUGGUGCAAAUAUUUUACCACAGAAACUAUCUCCUGUUUGAAUAGUAUUUGAUUCUUCAAUAGGACAUUCUGUUAAUAACGACAUCCCAAAAAUUUGUUUUGAAAGAUUUAAUGAUCCAAAAGUAACAGUUACUUUUAGUCAAACAUUGAUGACCUUGACCUUUUCAAAUAAAUUUGUUACAUUUAGGAUCUAUUGAUUUAUGACAAAUUCCGUUAUAUUUUGUAACCAUUUAUAUGAAACAGAUCAUCAUGAAUGCUGAACAUUUGAAAACAAUAAAGAGUACAUUUCAUAUCACCGUAAUCAGCAGUCACUUCAUUCCAGAGUUACUUCCCUUUAACUACAUCAAAGUCGUGCAUGCUAUGGUUACUCAGAUACACUGAAAUUUUAAGUAGGAAUUAUUAUGUCAUAGAAAAUGAAGCUUUAUGGAUUAUUUUUUGCAAGUGAAUUAUUUUUGUUAGUUCCAUGACUUUAGAAUAUGCAGAAAAAUGUAGGUUUCUUGAUGUCAGUUUGAAACUACUACGUUAAUCUGUGUUUGGAUUGAUCACUAAUCAUUUGAUGACAGGAUGAUGAAAUAAAUGACUACGCAUUCAUGUGACAUUCUCAAGGCAGUGGAAACUUUGGAACAGAUGUAUUUACAAGCCAAUCACCAUCAAACGAAUAAUCAUGUUCAGGGAGAAUUAUUUACAAUGUUUCAACCAAAGUGUGUGGGUAGUACAGGGUUUUACCUGAUGCUGAUGAUGAGGAUCUGCUCAAUAAAGUCUCGAUCAGUAAAGUCUGGACUCGAUAAAGUCUGGACUCAGUAAAAGUCUGGACUCGAUAAAGUCUGGACUCAGUAAAAUAUGGACUCGAUAAAGUAUGGACUCAGUAAAAUAUGGACUCGAUAAAGUAUGGACUCGAUAAAGUCUGGACUCGAUAAAGUCUGGACUCGAUAAAGUCUGUGUAUACAUGGUAGAUUUAACUAACAUUUUAUUUUUGCUGUAAAUGCUGUUUCCAUAUCUGUGUUCUCCAUUGAAUCACAAAGUAUUAUUUCAACAUCAGUAGACUAAUGCAUCCAGUGACAUCAUGCUAUGAUGACAUUAAACCUGCUGAAAGUCAACUGUGCCCUAAAUCAUUGUGUACAUUGUCAGACUGUUGCUGAAGACAAACAUAUGUUUAUGAUAGAAAAUGCAAGCCACAAUCACUAUUUCUGUAGAAAUAGUUUAUUGAAACCAAACUCAGCAAUAUUCCACUUCCGUGACAAUGACUUGUAAACAAUCCAGUCAUUAUCAGCAAUGUUUGGUUAUGAUGGGUGUCAGUUUCUGUGUCUAUGUUCCAGCAUUAUGCUUAACGUUUUUUGGCAUCCAGUUUAAGAACUUGAAUCAGAUCUUUGUUAAUCGCUGGUAAACGUGACUUGUGACUAGAAUUUUCAUAAAGAAUGCAAAACCAGGUAUUGCUCAUAAGCUUAGGGCCAGAUAUUUUGCAAUUUUAUCCCCUUUGAAGGAAAAACGCUUAAAUAUAUUUCAAAACAUGGCAUAUGCAUACCACCAACUUUUUGUGGCAUCCAGAAUACCAUUUUGUAAGGCAACAGCAACCACGAUACAAGAUUGACACGUCAGUCAGUCCAGGGACGUAGACAUCACCGAAAGAAAUUAUAAUUUUUACUCCCCUUUUCUGACUGACUUUGACAAUUUGAAACAGAUGAGUUUCUAACUCAGUUGCAUUUCUAUGAUGAAAAAG
Messenger RNA from Haliotis rubra (blacklip abalone), 5765 nucleotides. RefSeq lists its product as uncharacterized. The record is from RefSeq and is a predicted model, not a curated record. NCBI's taxonomy places the organism in Eukaryota, Metazoa, Mollusca, Gastropoda, Lepetellida, Haliotidae. Gene Ontology annotation, cellular component: cytoplasm. Gene Ontology annotation, biological process: cell surface receptor protein tyrosine kinase signaling pathway.